Messenger RNA from Monoraphidium neglectum, 933 nucleotides. Its product is annotated as 26S proteasome non-ATPase regulatory subunit 14. Lineage: Eukaryota; Viridiplantae; Chlorophyta; Chlorophyceae; Sphaeropleales; Selenastraceae. Bases 1 to 933 code for a protein of 310 amino acids. Gene Ontology annotation, cellular component: proteasome regulatory particle, lid subcomplex. The record is from RefSeq and is a predicted model, not a curated record. Gene Ontology annotation, molecular function: protein binding; metallopeptidase activity; proteasome binding. Gene Ontology annotation, biological process: protein deubiquitination; proteasome-mediated ubiquitin-dependent protein catabolic process. The transcript has 8 exons.
AUGGAUCGCAUCCAGCGGCUUGUGCAGGGCAUGCAGGGCGGCGGGCCUGGCGGGCCCCCUGGCGACACGCCGCAGGUGGACACUGCCGAGCAAAUCUACAUCUCCUCGCUCGCGCUACUGAAGAUGUUGAAACACGGCCGUGCGGGCGUGCCCAUGGAGGUGAUGGGCCUCAUGCUUGGGGAGUUUGUGGAUGACUACACCGUCAAGGUGGUGGAUGUGUUUGCCAUGCCCCAGAGCGGCACUGGCGUGAGUGUUGAGGCGGUGGACCCGGUGUUCCAGACCAAGAUGCUGGACAUGCUCAAGCAGGUCGGACGGCCCGAGAUGGUGGUGGGCUGGUACCAUAGCCACCCCGGGUUUGGGUGCUGGCUGAGCGGUGUCGACAUCAACACGCAGCAGAGCUUCGAGGCGCUCAACGCGCGCGCGGUGGCUGUGGUGGUCGACCCGGUGCAGAGCGUCAAGGGCAAGGUGGUGAUUGACGCGUUCCGCCUGAUCAGCCCACAGACCAUGAUGCUGGGCCAGGAGCCGCGGCAGACCACAUCAAACCUCGGGGCACUCAACAAGCCCUCCAUCCAGGCGUUGAUUCACGGGCUGAACCGGCACUACUACUCCAUCGGCAUCAACUACCGCAAGAAUGAGCUGGAGGAGGCCAUGCUGCUCAACCUCAGCAAGAAGGCGUGGACCAGCGGGCUGACGCUGGGUGAUUACGACAGCCACGCCGCUGCCAACAGCAAGACGGUGGACGAGAUGAAGGGCCUGGCGGCACGGUACAAUGAGGCUGUGGCGGAGGAGGGGGAGCUGGCCCCGGAGCAGCGGGUGGUGGCCAAUGUGGGCAAAAUGGACGCGCGCAAGCACCUCGCGGCGGCUGUGGGCGGCGCCAUGGGCUCCAACAUCAACCAGGCCCUGGGCACCCUGCUCGACACGCUCGUGUUCUGA